AUGAAUUCCGCGAGAGCGAGCAGACCGUCGGCGGGGGAAGGCCCGGAAACUGUGAUCGUGAGGCGCGAAUAGACUUGAGUAAACAACCGUUUAAACUCGAUUAAUUGAUACAUACUGCACGUUGUGACGCGGCAAGCGCUGAGCACAUCGCGAGGUGAGAGGAGAAUGGGGGUGGGGGUGGGGUAAGACGCGGUGGUGGCGGGAUCUCUGCGAGAGCAGCACAGUGCGUCCUUGUCAAGCAAUUGCUUGACGAGGGGUGCGGGGAAGCCCCUGCAACGGAGCGGUAAGGGCUUGAUGGUGGGGGCACACAGAUCGAGCGGUGCAGGCUCCGCAAAGCGUGCGCGAUCGCCAUCGCGCCGGCGUGCGAAGGGAGAAGUGCAAUGCAGAGGGCACUGCGAGCGAUUUGCUCGCGCGCGCUCGACGCUCCUGCCUUUCCGCUCCCUUGCUCGCAUGCCCCUUCCCCCGUGUGUCCCCUCCUUCGCGCAUCCACCUCCUUCACGAAUUCCCUCCCCCCGCGCGUCCCGCCAAUCGUAGAGCGCUCAUCCAUCCCGUCUCCCUCGCCGCGCCUGCCUCCUCUGCGCCUUAUUGAGGGAGCGCGCGCUGGUUUCCGCGCGGUGCGCUAGCAGAGCCCAGCAGACGACGAUCCGCGCGAGGAAUGGGGAUGGGGAAGCGAGGUGUGGAUGGGGAAGGGGAAGGGGGAGAAGCAUGCUAACGACGCAAAAAAGGAGGAUGGGUCGGCACCUAAGCCAUCGCCGAGUCGCCUAGGGCGCACUGCGCAACCUAGGCGAGCACCUCGCGCCCUCAGACGUGCUCUGAGAGCGAAAAUGGCGGAGAGGGGGGCCUUAUUCGGCCCCGCUCUUGCGCAUGCUGCGCGUCCUCCCCGCCACCCUCCG
Schizophyllum commune H4-8 is the source of this 893-nucleotide messenger RNA. RefSeq lists its product as uncharacterized. The record is from RefSeq and is a predicted model, not a curated record. Bases 381 to 623 code for a protein of 80 amino acids. The transcript has a single exon. NCBI's taxonomy places the organism in Eukaryota, Fungi, Basidiomycota, Agaricomycetes, Agaricales, Schizophyllaceae.